Acanthopagrus latus (yellowfin seabream) is the source of this 1927-nucleotide messenger RNA. It is a transcript of the gene cacng7a, whose product is annotated as calcium channel, voltage-dependent, gamma subunit 7a. Gene Ontology annotation, biological process: postsynaptic neurotransmitter receptor diffusion trapping; regulation of AMPA receptor activity; neurotransmitter receptor internalization. The coding region runs from base 177 to 1253 and encodes 358 amino acids. The transcript is spliced from 7 exons. Lineage: Eukaryota; Metazoa; Chordata; Actinopteri; Spariformes; Sparidae. Gene Ontology annotation, cellular component: AMPA glutamate receptor complex; postsynaptic density membrane. Gene Ontology annotation, molecular function: channel regulator activity; voltage-gated calcium channel activity. The record is from RefSeq and is a predicted model, not a curated record.
UGCACCGUCCGAGCAGCUCUCCGCUCCGCAGGGAAAACAUCCUGGAGAUGGAAGCUUCCCACCCAGCAGCAGUGAUAUAUUUUCAGCGUUGGUCUCACGCACAGUUAAGGUCGAUUCCCCCUCCGGCCAAAAACCAGAAGUGACCUCAAAUUACACAACAUUCAAACUGAGUGAAGAUGAGUUCGUUCAGCACGAGGGCUCUGACGCUGCUCUCGUCGAUCUUCGGAGCGUGCGGCCUGCUGUUGGUCGGCGUCGCCGUCUCCACCGACUACUGGCUGCUGAUGGAGGAGGGCAUCGUCCUGCAGCAGAACCAGACCACCGAGGUCAAGAUGGCGCUGCACUCCGGCCUCUGGAGGGUCUGCUUCGUGGCAGGACCGGAGAAGGGCAGAUGUGUGGCGUCAGAGUAUUUCACCGAGCCAGAGAUAGAGAUCACCACAGAGAACACGGCCAACAUCCUCAAAAUGGUCCGGACGGCCACUCCCUUCCCCAUGGUGUCCCUGCUCUUCGUCUUCACGGCCUUCGUCAUCAGCAACAUCGGACACAUCCGGCCGCAGCGCACCAUCCUCGCCUUCGUCUCCGGGAUAUUCUUCAUACUGUCAGGUCUCAGCCUGGUGGUCGGCCUGGUCCUGUACAUCUCCAGCAUCAAUGACGAGGUGAUGAACCGACCCAGAGAGCCGGAGCAGUUCUUCCACUACCGCUACGGCUGGUCCUUCGCCUUCGCCGCCUCCUCCUUCCUGCUCAAAGAGGGUGCAGGAGUGAUGUCCGUCUACCUCUUCAUGAAGCGUUACGCUGAGGAGGAGCUGUACCGGCCUCACCCCGCCCUCUACCGCCCCCGCAUGUCCGACUGCAGCGACUACAGCGGCCAGUUCCUCCAUCCGGACUCCUGGCCUCCACCGCAGCGUGGCCGCAGCGCCUCCGAGGUUUCCUCUGACAUCUCCAUCCAGCUCAACCAGACGCCGCCGCAGCCUCCACCCAAGGGGGGCAGCAGCUCCCAGCCGACGCCCUCUUCCUCUGGGCCUUCAUCGGCGGCCAGCUACCAGCUCCAGCCGGCCUCCUCCUCCUCCACCUCCUCCUCUUACCCUCACCCCCUCCACAUGGCCGCCACCUCCACCCUAACCAGGGCCUCCCACGCCCAUGCUCACCCCCACCCGAGCGGGCCCCCGCCGCAGUCCCUGCCCAUGGCGGGGCCGCCAUCCGCCGUGCCUCCUCCCCGCUAUCACACGCACAUGCGAAUGAGCGCCUCGCCAUGCUAGGCUACAUACGCAGGGAAGGGGAGGGAAGAAAAACACAACCGGGGGGGGAUUAGAUUGGCUCCGUUACAGCUCUUACACACCACGAGACGACACACACACACAACCACACAAACACAAAUCCUGCAUCCUCGGAGUGUGUGGGAGGAGGGAUGCAGCAGAGAGAGGUUUAAGGAGAUCAAAAAGGAGGAGAGAGGAGAAAGGAAAAGAGGGGAGGAGAGGAGAGGCAGGUGGGCGGAGGGAUGACUCACUGCCGAUGUCGAGGCCGAGACGAAGACAGACACUUAACAAAACUUUUGACACGCUGGGAGGGAACAUGGGAGGGGAGGAGUGACGGGAUACGAUGAUUAGUAGCAACAAGACGUUUGUGGGGUUUCUGACGGGUACAUUCAUCAUCAGGGCCGUGAUACACAGGCGACAGUGUGAAGCAGCACGGGACACAGGAACAUGAAUCAUUUCCAAAACGCCGACCAUUCACAGAAAAUAAAAAAAAUAAGUUGAACAGCGUAUCUGGAUAUAAAUGAAUACUCCUGUCGUCAAACAAGGACGAUGAAUACCUACUUAGAAUUUGUUGUUUUCUGUGAUUCCUGGACAUGGUUGGGAGGGUUCACUUCAUUUCGAUUAUUCUUUUAUUUCUUUCUCAAUAAAUGAGAGUGCAAAAAGACGAGAGCACCUGA